CAGGUGCCUUUGUUGUUGUUAUUGGCGCUAAAUGUCUCCUUUAGCAUGAUGUCUACACGCGUCUCGGGACUAUGGCCCGUUUUGACCCUGCAGGGACUAUUCUGACUGUUGGGUUCAGGAAAAGGUCGUGGGUGGGCUCACGGUUCUGUGACACCCGGGAAGAACGGGGUGGUUAAAGAAGAAAGAGACUUUAGGAAAGGUGCCAUGAGGGACACGGACCCCGGUCUCCUGGGUGAAAGUCCCGUGUACAUAUUGAAUAGUAAUUUGAAAUAAACAAUAAAUACAGAAACACAUAUAAAUAUAAAUUGGCUGUUUAACAUAAGAAAAGAAGAGAGGAAAAAGAGGCUCAAAGGAUUGAGUAAGAUAUACUACUGUUCUUGCUGGAAUAUAAUAAUCAUAAUAGUCUUUGGUCUACUGCUGACGGUGGGGGUGUGAGACCAGAUGGAGUAAUAGACUACAGAGUCACUUACGGACUCCCGGGGGGCCGUGAUGCGGGUUCUGUGGGGUGGGGGUGGGGUGUUCCCUGGCUCAGCAGCCUCCGUGGACACUGCUGGAGCAGACAGCCGCGCUGCCAGACGCACGCGCUCUCCACGGGACUGAGAUCGGCGGCGGAGGAGGAAGAAGAAGAAGAAGAACAAGAAGAAGAAGAAGAAGAAGAAGGAGAAGAUGUCAGUGGCAGUGAAGAAGAAAAAAGGCGUAAAGGCCGAGUUAAGAAAGUGCGCGUGGCGCUCCUGGAGACUCUUUCCUCACCUGCUGCUGUGUCUGACUCUGGUCGCGUACGCGGCGCUGGGCGCGCUUCUGUUCCGGUACAUUGAAGGAAGGAACGGGAGCGGCAGCCCCCCGGAGUACCACCGCUUUCUGGCUCAGAUCGUCACCACCGUGCAGAACCUCACCGACAACGCCUCCAACACACAGCAACACAUUGUGGACGGCGUGGCGGCUCAGAUGGAUAACUUCCAGUCCAUAUGGCUCCAGAGACCUGACCGAUGGGAUUUCUUUGGCUCCAUGUUCUUCUGCUGCACCGUGUUCACAACCGUCGGAUAUGGAGAGAUCUAUCCAGUUACCUUGACUGGUAAGGUGGUGUGUGUGUUGUACGCCAUGGUGGGCAUCCCUUUAAUGCUUCUGGUCAUCCUUGAUGUGGGAGAUUUCCUCGCUAUGCUGAUGUCUAGAGCCUACGUGCGCAUUCAUACUCUUUGCAAAAACCUCCGCUCCCACACCUGGUCUCCAUGGAAGGCUCGGAAGAGGACAAGGGACUCAAGCAACAUGGCUCUGGAGAACGGUAACUUUUCCUUCAGCCAUGAGGCUGUUGUCCGUGAACCGCUUGACAUCCGGCACGUACUGCACAGCCAGGCGGCUGUACGGCACAACUCCAUCCUGCUCCAAAACAACAAAGAGAUCUUUGAGAAGAUUCUUGCCAGGGAGAAUUUACUUAGAAAGAACCCACUGCUCAGGUGCCUCUCUUGCCCAGAGCUAGACCGACUGCCACCAUCACCCAAAGGAAAUGCCAUUUGGGACUUCACAGGGUUAGGGGAUGGAAUGGAAACACUGGAUGUACCCUUUGUACUGAUUCUUUUCAUCGUGUUUGCCUACAUUUUUUUAGGAGGUUGGAUUCUGCCACUGUGGGAAACAGAAUUCCAUGGCUUUGACCCCUACUACUUCUGCUUUAUCACACUCACUACUAUUGGUUUUGGUGACAUUGUACCAAAUCAUCCUAGGUACUUCAUGCUUACCUCACUCUUCAUCAUUGUUGGCAUGGCCAUCAUGUCCAUGGCUUUCAAGCUAAGCCAAACACGAAUUGUAAGCUGUUACCGCCAAUGCAUCAAGUUCAUCAGCAGAGGACAUGUGAAGACUUUCAAAGAUCAAGAGAAUGACUAAGUCACCAAGAGAAUCUCUGCCCUAAUGUCCAUGAGUUGUACAAGCUCACAGUCUGUGGGAACUUGUCCAGUGCAUUAUUUGUGCUGGCUGUUCGGUUAUAAGCAUGAGCAAAGUAAAAAGUGUGCAUGUGACAAAUGCUUUUCCCCAGUUAAGAUGGGUGAUAUUGAAAUUGUUGCCUAACACGAAUGACAUCCAAUUCUGCAUAUAGCUGUAGUAGCUGUAGUAUCUUGAGUACUAGCAAUUAAACUGCCUUAAACAAGAAUAAAGCAUUUUGCUCGUUGCUUUUGCACAGAGCUGUGUGCCUUAUGCGCCGGAGCGCACUAUACGCCUCGAGUUGAAAAAACAUCUACUCAGAGCCAAAAAAGGGCUAAGGAGAGGUGAUUCAGUGGUUUCUUUAGGAAGAACAACAAAAAAAGAUGCAGCUGAUCUGGGCGUUGUCAACCAAAAGGCAGUGCAGUGUAUCAACCGCUUUGCAACCUGAAAACGUGUCUGAUCAAGGGCCAGCGACUCUACAGAGGAUGGGCACAAUAGGGUUGCAUUUGAUUACAAGUCACAACUCUAGAUUCCCUACUUACAUGUAGGAAAAUCUAAAUGAAUUUCAAAUUUAUUCAUUUAUACUCUAU
Etheostoma cragini (Arkansas darter) is the source of this 2498-nucleotide messenger RNA. It is a transcript of the gene kcnk18, whose product is annotated as potassium channel, subfamily K, member 18. The transcript is spliced from 3 exons. The record is from RefSeq and is a predicted model, not a curated record. Gene Ontology annotation, biological process: potassium ion transmembrane transport; stabilization of membrane potential. Gene Ontology annotation, cellular component: membrane. Gene Ontology annotation, molecular function: potassium ion leak channel activity. NCBI's taxonomy places the organism in Eukaryota, Metazoa, Chordata, Actinopteri, Perciformes, Percidae. The coding region runs from base 667 to 1875 and encodes 402 amino acids.